Molecule: messenger RNA, 1776 nt
Organism: Clonostachys rhizophaga
Lineage: Eukaryota; Fungi; Ascomycota; Sordariomycetes; Hypocreales; Bionectriaceae
Source: the annotation of a GenBank genome assembly
AUGCCUCAUUAUCAGCACCCUCAGCCGCCUCUGCUUCAACCUGGCCACCAAUACUCACCUGCGGCACCUUCUUAUAAUCCCCAGUAUGGAUAUGCCGGCGGCCUCACUUCGCCUCCUGCGGCACCCGUCUCUGGAGCCAUUGGAAAUAGCCAGCCAAAUGUUCUGCCGUUGCCGGGUGUCAAUGGCCAGGGCGCCAUGAGCCAACAUUAUACGUUCGAUACCACUGGGCAACAGCCUCCUCCAGGCAUGAAGCCCCGUGUGACAGCUACUCUCUGGGAAGAUGAGGGUAGUCUUUGCUUCCAGGUCGAAGCUCGCGGCAUAUGUGUCGCUCGCCGAGAAGAUAACCACAUGAUUAAUGGCACAAAGCUGUUGAACGUUGCGGGCAUGACCCGUGGUCGACGAGAUGGUAUUUUGAAGAGCGAGAAGGUCCGACACGUCGUGAAGAUCGGGCCCAUGCACUUGAAGGGCGUCUGGAUUCCAUAUGAGCGCGCUUUGGACUUUGCCAACAAGGAAAAGAUCACAGAACUGCUGUACCCUCUCUUUGUGCACAACAUUGGAUCCAUGCUCUAUCAUCCCACAAACCAGAGCCGUACAUCACAAGUUAUGGCGGCGGCGGAGAGGAGAAAGGCUGAGCAGCAAGGACAGCAGCUCCGCACACCUCCAGCCGGACUCCCGUCGAUUAACUCGCAACAGUCUCACCCCAUGAGCUUACCUGGUCCUCAGCCCUCGUUGCCCUCGAACAACAUAGGUCGGCCACCAAUGGACCGUGCUCACACAUUCCCCACCCCUCCCACAACAGCGUCGGGAGUUAUAGGAAACAUUGGUGGCUCGGAAAGCUUCAACUGGCAAGGUCAGGGUAUGAACGGCACACAAGGCACAAACCCCAUGGGUAUGGAGCCAAAUGCUCGGUCGAUGCCCAACACGCCAAUCACUACCCCUCCCUCUCACAUUCAGUUUGGAUCCAAUUCCUCUGGCUAUGAUGCCGCCUCCCGGCCCAUGUAUAACGGACCAUCCUCCCAACACGCAUCGUAUGCGCCUUCUAACGGUGCAACCGAUCGAGUCUACGCACCGGGUCCUUCGUAUCCUAAGCAUGAAAUGGCUCCGCCAUCUAACCGACCCUCAGGACACGGCGCUCCAGCUGAGUCGCAGGACGCGAAGCCACCGAAUGGCGUUUUACCGAGCGAACACGCUGCUCAGCCUCAUGGAGAGGACGACGACAACCACGAGCAUGAGCAAGAGUACACUCAUGACAGUGGGGCUUAUGAAGCUCAUCGCUCCUCUUAUAACUACACCGCCCCUGGCGUGGGAGCUCUGACAGGUGAUGCCAACGUCCACCCCGAGAUGACGGGCUCGCCUAACCACCCCACAGGUUCAGGGCGUGCUACCCCGCGAACGACAGGUCCGACGAACACUUACUACCCUCACAACAAUGGGUACGCAACUCCACCUCCAUCUCGUCAGCCGUCUAGCAGUCUGUAUAGUGUCAUUACUAACGAUCGUUCCUCUAGCAACGGUGCUUCUGGAAAUGGCGUAUACAAUCCCGCCGACGAUAUGAAUCACUCAAUGCCCAAUGGCUACUCUCAGCCUCCAGUCCAUAACGGGAUGAAGAGAGGUCGAGACGACGACGGUGACCACUCACGGGCUGGCGUCCCUGGUGACAUGGGCCCCCUUGAUCUCAAGCGCCGAAAGACCUUGGAAUCAUCGGUACCAGCGCCAGCCUAUGAUGCGAUGAACCGACCUGCCUCAGCAAUCAGCGGUGGGCCACAACAACGAUAA